AUGAGAUCUUUAUUGUUUUUACUUUUGGUGUUUUUGGUGAGAAAGCCAACAAUUUUUCGGAAAAGUAUGAGAUUUCGGAAAAUUUUCAGCCAAUUUGUGCAUCAGUUCAAUUAUUCGGUGGUGAUUUUUGUGUGACUUGCAAUGCAACUAUCGAAAUGUUGCUUCCGGAGGAUAAAAAUGAGACAUAUGCUUUGAUCGAACAAGCAACAAGUGUAAGUUUUUGGAAGUAACAGUUUCGAAAUUGUUUCUAGAAGUUCAAAAUUGAAUUCCAGUUUCUCAUCUGCAAUUUGCUGACUGAAAAAAUCCAGGACACCUGCGUUGAUGCGAUUUCAACUCCACUAAUUUCAGCAUACGACAUCGUUUAUUAUUUUUUGAAUUAUAAUCGUGAUUCUUAUUGUAAAUUGUGGUGUUAA
Molecule: messenger RNA, 413 nt
Organism: Caenorhabditis angaria
Lineage: Eukaryota; Metazoa; Nematoda; Chromadorea; Rhabditida; Rhabditidae
Source: the annotation of a GenBank genome assembly